AUGGGAUCCUUAGACGUUGAGAACACCUACGAUGUCCUCAUUGUCGGGGCUGGACUCUCCGGUGUCUGCAGUCUCUAUCACAUUCGUGAACGCUUCCCAUCAUGGAGUAUCAAAGUCAUAGAAGCUGCCGGCGACGUGGGGGGCGUCUGGCAUUGGAAUCGUUACCCUGGGUGCAGACUUGAUACGGAAUCUCUUUCCUAUGGAUACUCCUUCGACAAAGACUUUCUGCAGCAAUGGAAGUGGAAGGACACAUUCUCUUCGCAGGCAGAGAUGCAAGAAUAUAUCCAGAGCAUUGCCAAGAAACACGACUUGUACAAGGAUAUUCAGUUCAACACGCGCAUCGCUUCAGCAUCAUGGCAUGACGAAGACCACACAUGGACUUUUUUGGAUGAUGCGGGAAAUCGCCACAAGACCCGCUUCUUCGUGAGCUGCCUCGGUUUUCUCUCCGCUCCUACCUGGCCGGCCAUCCCUGGGCUCGAGGAGUUUCAAGGGCAAGCCUACCACACGUCCCGCUGGCCGAAGGAAUUUGACAUCAAGCGCGAUCUAAAGGGAAAACGCGUUGGUGUAAUUGGCACUGGCGCAACUGGUAUCCAGACCAUUACAGCUAUAUCUAAGGAGCCAGGUAUUCAGUCUCUUACCGUCUUUCAACGAACGGCAAAUUGGUCUGGUCCCCUGCGCAACGCCGAGAUCACUUCCGAGGAAAUGGAGAAAUAUAGCAGCCAGUAUAAUGAAAUUUUCGACAGAUGUGCUCAGACAUCUUCAGGAUUUCUACAUCAAGCUGAUCCUCGCAAAACCGUUAAUGUUAGCCAAGAUGAGCGCCUGGCACUUUACGAAAAGCUCUACGCAGAGCCAGGGUUUGGAAAGUGGCUGGGCGUGUUCAGCGAUACCUAUACUGAUCGCGACGCCAAUCGCUUGUAUUCGGAAUUUAUGGCAGGGAAGAUCAGGGAACAAGUUCAGGAUCCGGAGACGGCCGAAAACCUCAUUCCCACCCAUGGAUAUGGAACUCGACGAGUACCGCUUAACAGUGGCUACUUCGACGCGUUUAAUAAGUCACAUGUCCACUUGGUCAACUUGCGCAAAACGCCCAUUGAGCGCGUCAACGCAAGAGGCAUCAUCACUUCAGACGGAAAGCAACACGACCUGGAUGUUCUCGUCUGCGCGACCGGCUUUGAUGCCGUCACGGGUGCUUUUAACGCGAUCGAUUGGCAGGCCAAAGAUGGCCGACCACUCAUCGCCACCACUGAGACCAAAGAGGGGAGGCGUGCCAUCUGGCCAGACCACAAGCCGCAUACGUUCCUCGGAGUAACGGUACCCGCCUUGCCAAACACAUUCCUGGUCCUAGGCCCACACCAACCUUUCGGUAACGCCACGCGAAGUAUCGAGCAUGUUGUUGGCUUUGUUACAGAUGCUUUGCAGUACUGUCAUGACAAGGGCUACACCUAUUUCGAGGCGACCAAGGAGGCUGCAGAUGACUGGACGGACCACGUCGUGGAGUGCAGCAAGACGGGGACGCUCGUCAAUGAAGUUGAUAGCUGGAUGACUGGUGUGAACACAAACGUGAAGGGAAAGCAAGUAAGGAGUGUUGCGAGAUACUCGGGCAGCGUCAUCGAGUAUCGCAGGCGCACUGAGGAAUGUAAACAGUCUGGCUACAAGGGCUUGAACUUUGCGUAA
Diaporthe amygdali is the source of this 1671-nucleotide messenger RNA. Its product is annotated as phenylacetone monooxygenase. Bases 1 to 1671 code for a protein of 556 amino acids. Gene Ontology annotation, molecular function: NADP binding; flavin adenine dinucleotide binding; N,N-dimethylaniline monooxygenase activity. Lineage: Eukaryota; Fungi; Ascomycota; Sordariomycetes; Diaporthales; Diaporthaceae. The record is from RefSeq and is a predicted model, not a curated record. The transcript has a single exon.